AUGGGCAGGACGGCGGAGAGCAACGAUCGUUGGGGCGUCUGCGCGAGUGCAGGGUCUAGAAUCGACCGUGGGUGGGCAGAGCCGCGUCGAAGAGUGGCCGAGUCGUCGAGAGAGGGGAGUAGUAGAAGACGUGAUCGACGGGGGCCGGAGGGCGGGGACGGAAGACGGGCGCGGCGUAGUCGUGGUCGUGACGCUCUUGCGUAUACUUGGUGGCAGGGUCGACAAUGCCGCUGUCGGACAGGAGACGAGAGCGUCGAUGCGGCCAAAGAGAUAUAA
Messenger RNA from Purpureocillium lilacinum, 276 nucleotides. The record is from RefSeq and is a predicted model, not a curated record. Lineage: Eukaryota; Fungi; Ascomycota; Sordariomycetes; Hypocreales; Ophiocordycipitaceae.